This is a messenger RNA of Cricetulus griseus (Chinese hamster), 2004 nucleotides long. The record is from RefSeq and is a predicted model, not a curated record. NCBI's taxonomy places the organism in Eukaryota, Metazoa, Chordata, Mammalia, Rodentia, Cricetidae.
CCUGCACGGUGGGAGCCGCGCGCUGCAGACCCGGGUGCGGAGGACGCGGCGGGUCCGCGGGGACCUGAGCCCUCGGGAUCCGCGGUGUCCGCGCUCGCGGGGCGGCCUGGGAAAGUCAGCAGUCAGCAGCGCAGUGGCGGGAACCGCAGCCCGGCGGCCCUGGAAGCUCCCAGGUGUCACAUUGCUCAGUCAGUCCUGCUAACCUGGGAAGCAGAACCAAGAGCCCUGUACGGUGAAGAGAGGAGACAGUGUCAAAGGGUCCAGUUUUUCUUCCAGACACAGAAACCCAGAGAACAAGAAGAAGGAAGAAUGAAUGCUCCUUUGGUAAAUGCUUCCCAGCAUCUGGUAACAUUCAGGGAUGUGUCUGUGGACCUCUCCCAGGAGGAAUGGGAAUGUCUAGACUGUGCUCAGAGGGCUUUGUACGUGGAUGUGAUGUUAGAGAAUUACCGCAAUCUAGUCUUUGUAGGGAACCGAUGCAUAUGUCAUAAUUAUGAGAAUGUCUUGGAUCAAAGCUCAAUGCCCAUUGUCCAUCAGCAUGCAAAUACUCAAGUGAAGCCUUAUAAAUGUAACCAGCCUUGCAACAUAAUUCACAAAUCCUCCCAAUAUACAGAUAAUACUAGGGAUAGUGUAGAAAUCUGCAACAACUAUGUAUGUGGUAACCACAGAGAUGCUUCUGUUGAAUCAUUAAACAGACAUAAAAGUGGAAACCCUGGAGAAGAACCUUGCGAAGGUAAGGGCUGUAUAAACUGUUUAAGUUUGUGUUCCAUCAUUAGUCGGAAUCAAAGAGUCUAUGCAGUAAGGAAAAAAACAGAAAAUACAAAGCAUGAUAAAUUUUUUGACUCUAAACAUGAUCUCACGCUGAAAAGAACCAAUAGUGGGAAGAAACCUAACCAAAGCUGGAAAUGUGGGAAAAGCUUCAAGACAGACUCAAGCCUUAGUAGACAUCAGAGAGCUCAUACCAGACAGAAACACUAUAAAUGUACAAAAUGUAGUAAAUCUUUUCUACGUUUGUCACAAGUCAAAGUACAUUGCAAGUUCCAUUGUGGAGAAAAACCGUACAAAUGUAUGGAGUGUCCUAAGUGGCUUUAUCAUACAUCGGAAUUUAAAAGACAAUUCAGACUGCAUUCUGGAGAGAAUAUUUACAAAUAUAGUGAAGAUGACAAAUCUCUUAUCACAAAGGACCAUCUUGGACCUCACCCGAGACUUCACACAGGAGAGAAACCUUAUAAAUGUAAUGAAUGUGACAGAUCCUUUACCCAGAGAAGCAGUCUUAGAACUCAUUUGAGAAUUCAUAUGGGAGAGAAACCUUACAAAUGUAGUGAAUGUGAGAAAUGCUUUACCCAGAGAGGCCAUCUUACAAAUCACCAGAGAGUUCACACAGGAGAGAAACCUUACAAAUGUAGUGAGUGUGACAAGUCCUUCACCAAGAAAGAUCAUCUGAGAAUUCACUACAGAAUCCAUACAGGAGAAAAACCAUAUAAAUGUACUGACUGUGACAAAUCGUUUACUCAGAAAAGCAGUCUCAUAACUCAUCAGAGACUUCAUAUGGGAGAGAAACCUUACAGGUGUAGUGAAUGUGACACGUGCUUUACCCAGACAGGCCAUCUUAAAAUUCAUCAGAGAAUUCAUACUGGAGUGAAGCCUUACAAAUGUAGUGAUUGUGACAGAUCCUUUACCACAAAGGACCAUCUUAGAACGCAUCAGAGACUUCAUACAGGAGAAAAACCUUAUAAAUGUAGUGAAUGUUUCAAAUCCUUUAUCAGUUGCUCAAAUCUUCGCAAGCAUCAGAAAAUUCAAGGACAGGAACCCUACAAAUGUACUGAAACUGAAAAAUCCUUUACCAGCUCCUCAUCUCUUAGAAGACAUUAGAGUAUUCAUACAGAAGAGAAACCUCACAAAAAUAGUAAGUGCAAGAAAUCUUUGCCCACAAAGUCACCCUGAAAACACAUCAAAGAAUUCAUGCAGGAGAGAAACUUUACAAUGUAAUGUGUGAGGAAAAGCCUU